GUGUCUGUCUGUUUUGAGACAUUGGCGUGAACACAAAACCCACAUGUAGUUUGAACUUACGCCAUGCUUCGGGGAGACUGCUAGCAUCUCAAUCCAUAAGAGGUAUCUCCAUGCGCCUGGGUUCCACAGUCAGGGCCUGAUCACAGAGGAGCCUCUUGCCAUCUCCGUGCUCCUUUGUUAAGUGUCCCAAUUGGAGGCAGCUGUCUCUCGGGACCUCUCAUCGGGGACCCAAAAACGGGAAGGAGCAGCUCACAACGUUGGAGAAAAUCCGGCAAGUGAUUGACGGGGUAUGGACUCCCUGCCCAGCAGAUCCAGACCUCCUGUCUCAACGGCGUCCCCAAAAAGCAGCCCCUAGAAGACCCAAGACAUUUCUGUGGGAUCAGUCGGCUCGGUGGGGAGAACAGACCCUGCCUCAUCACUCGCAGGGGCCUCACAAAUGUGGAAAAAUAAGUACCCCUUGAGGUUCCAAGGCAAGUCCCCUCCUGACCGGUAAUGGGGGAAGAGAGAGUGAAGGGUGACACACCUCUCUCCACCUACCAGCCGACAACAUCCGCCAGCAAGGGUCAGGGAGGUAAGGCAGGGUUUGGAGAGGCUGCUGCCACCUUGGGAUCUCUCCGACCUUCGCUGCCAGGGUUGGCCCCUCGUGGCCUGUCUCUGACGAUCCUCUGUGACAUGACCUCAGUACCGGUCUCAUGCGGCCGGGGUCCCACACCUACCCCACUCGCAGAGGGGUGGGAUGACAAGCCGUUACCAACACCGCCUCCAGAGUGGCUCGACCGGGGGUUCCUGCUUCCUCCCCCAGAUGGGUGGGACAACAAGCUGCUACCAUCGCCGUCUCCAGCUCCCCCGGCGCUUCCUGCUCCCCGGACUCCUCCUGCUCUGGCACCCCAUACUGGUUUGGGGGCAGAGCUUCCUCUCACUCUGGCGCCCUGUGUGAAUACCGGGGUGGAGCGUCCUCCUACUCCGGCGUCCCGUCCUUAUUCAAGGGCGGAGCUUCCUCCCUUCCUCCCUUCGCCUCGUCCUCUCGCUCUGGCGCCCUGUGUGGAUAUGGGAGCGAAGCCUCCACCUGUCCCGGCGCCACUUCUUUCUCUCGAAGCGGAGCCUCCACCUGUCAUGGCCACUCGUCCUGCUCCGGGGUGGAGCCUCCACCAGCCCCGGCACCCCACCCUCCCCCCCUUGGUUGGUCCGUUCCUGCGGUCCAGAGCCCGCGCCUUGGGUGGCUACUGUCAGGUCCUGGCUGGGGUCCUCUAGGUAUCUCCAUGCCCCUGGGGACCACAUUCAGGGCCUGAUCACAGAGGUGCCUCUUGGAUAAGUGUCCCCAAUCAGAGGCAGCUGUCUCUCGUUGCCUCUGAUUGGGGACCCUAUUUCAGUUGCCUGUUUUCCUCAGUUUGUGGUUGAUUGUUUGUGUUCAGUUUGGCGCAUCAGUUCUUGGUUGUACCUCUUGUUAGUUUCCUUUUGUUGUUCUGUUCAGUUUGGAAGAAGGAAUUAAAGGGCGAUUAAACAACCUCA
This is a messenger RNA of Esox lucius (northern pike), 1509 nucleotides long. Its product is annotated as proline-rich receptor-like protein kinase PERK14. The record is from RefSeq and is a predicted model, not a curated record. Lineage: Eukaryota; Metazoa; Chordata; Actinopteri; Esociformes; Esocidae. The transcript has 3 exons. The coding region runs from base 493 to 1251 and encodes 252 amino acids.